AAAUGUCAGAUAAAUUGAAGAAAAGUGUUCUCAGAGGAUGUUUAGAUCAUCUUCCCACCUUAAACUCCAGAGUUGUACGGAUCUUCAUCAGCUCCACAUUUACAGACACAAGAGAAGAAAGAAAUAUUCUUAUUGAAGAAGUAUAUCCCAGACUGCAGUCCUACUGUAAACAAAACUAUGGGUUGGAAUUUCAGGUUGUGGACAUGAGAUGGGGAGUUCCUGAGGAAGCCUCAGACGAUCAUUCUACCUCCGCCCUUUGUCUGGCCGAAGUUCUUAAUUGUCAGAAACUGUCAACAGGCCCAAACUUUGUGACAUUUCUGAAUCAGCGACAUGGAUACAGGGCUUUGCAGACAGUUAUUACAUGGGAGGAGUUUACCCAGCUGAUGGAGGCUUUGAGGACUAUGGGAGAGGACCUUUCCUCAUUUAAUAUCUGGUACAAGGAGGACACAAAUUCCAUUCCUCCCGUAUUUGUCCUCCAGCAAAUCAGCAGUAUCAUCCCUAAUUACAAAAUAAAGGACCCUGAAGCCAUGAGGAACUGGGAGAGAGUGGCAGAGGAAAUGCGGGAUAAGUUACAGAAAGCCAGUCAGCAUUGUUUUGAGGAAGGAAAAAUGACAGAAGAGGAAAAACACAAGUACUUCAUGUCAGUGACAGAAGAAGAAAUAGAGCAGGGAAUCCUAAAGUCUCCCGGGAACCCUGUCGACCACUGCCUAUGUUUUGUGAGGAUUAUUGAGGACAUUGACAAGAAUCUGGGUCAUUCUAAAGCUUGGAGGUAUAUUGAUAUGACUGGUAGUACUAUAAAUCAGGAGGCACAGAAACUACUGAACCAGCUGAGGGAGGACAAGCUUCCGAAAGUCGUCAGCAAAGACAAGAUACAAAGAUCACUAGUGAGGUGGAGUGACAAAGAGGGAAUAAAUAGGGAGGACCACAAAGGAUACCUCACAAAUUUUGCUGAGCAGUUUUAUGGGGGCAUUAAAAGUCUGCUAGACAAAUCUGUAUCCAUGGAAAGUGAACUGUCAAAAGACAACCUGUACAUUGAGGUAUUACAACACCUGACCAUGGCUAAAGAGAGAUGUGCCAUGUUCCAUGGUCGACAGGAAAUCCUAGACAAAAUUUCCAGCUAUUUAAGAGAGGGAGAGAAGGAACCUUUCACAAUAUAUGGUCCCUCAGGCAGUGGGAAAACAUCCAUCAUUGCAGAGGCUGCAAGAAGGGUGCCAUUUGAGUAUCAUAAAGAAGCAGUGGUGAUUCUGAGGUUCUUAGGAACCUCACCAGACAGCAGUAAUCUUCGUCGUCUGCUUCGCAGUCUCUGCAGCCAGAUUUUGUACAAUGUGACAGGAAGUGCCGAGAAUGUUCCAGAAGAGUUUGAUGAAUUGGUGAUUCUUUUCCAAGGUCUAUUGGAGGAAUACAAGUCAGACAGACCACUAGUUAUUCUCCUGGACUCACUGGAUCAACUCACUGAAGACCAUGCCGCAUACAAACUCAGAUGGCUGCCCAGGAAACUCAAGUCUAAUGUCCGGAUCGUGUUGUCUUCUUACAUUGAGACUUUAGAAAUAGUAACUAAUUUGAAAGCUUUGUUCAGUCCUAAAAGUUUCAUUAUUGUUCCAGUUUUAGGAGAGGAUCUUGGAUUUCAAAUUCUGAAAGUUUGGUUAGAAGCGAGCAAUAGAACAUUGACGUCAGAACAGUUUGAUAUUGUCCACAAGGCUUUUCAAGUUUGUAGUCUCCCUCUUUUUGUAAAGCUAGUCUUUGAGAAUAUUCUGGUGUGGAAGUCAUAUACCCCUCCUGAUAAAUGUGUCCUACAAACUACUUUACAAGAAAGUAUAUCCUCAUUAUUUGGACAUUUGGAGAACAAACACGGAAGGAUGUUUGUGGAGAGGUCCUUUGCUUACCUGACGGCUUCUUCAUCAGGUCUCAGUGAACUGGAGUUUGAAGAUGUCAUGUCAAUAGAUGACACACUGCUUACAGAGGUUUUCAAAUUUCAGCUUCCUCCAGUCAGAAGAAUCCCCUCCCUGCUGUGGGUGAGACUGAAAUAUGAUGUCCAGAAGUAUAUUGUAGAUAAAGAGGUGGAUGAGACCAGAGUGACAUUUUGGUAUCACAGACAAUUCAUCGAAGCCAGUCAGGAGCGCUAUUUAAAAAAUGCAGCCUUUGCGGCUGAGAUUCACUCCAAUCUAGCGGAUUAUUUCCUCGGAAAAUGGUACAAUGUGCCAAAACCAUUCAAAUAUACUGCAGAACAAGUCAAGAAGUAUAGCCUCUCUUCAGUUGAUUCUGCAGCAGACAGGAAAAUAGCUGACCAACCAAUCAAGUUUGUUUAUACAGAUCAAGGCGGAAGAUCACAAAUUAGGUUUAACAAAAGAAAACUGAACAAACUGCCAUUUCAUUUGGCAAAAGCAGACAGAGAAAUAGAAUUAAAUAACAUUUGUCUGUACAAUUAUCAUUUUGUAAUUGCAAAAAUCAAGGCUACAUCAGUGAUACAAGUUCUGAGUGAUUUUAUAUAUACCAAAACUAAUAGGUCUAGUGUCUUAGAAAAAGUGUUAAAGUCUUGUCAGUCUAGUCUGCAAAAGUACCCCGAUUCCCUGGCAUUUGAAGUAUGUGGACACAUGCUGUCUUAUCUGACUGAGAGAAGAUCCAGUCCUGAAAAAACUCUGGUGACGGAAUGUUUGAAAGUUUCAGAGGAACAAAAGAAGCCUAUUCCUUUCAUGAUGUGUUACAAUGUCCCAAGUGAAGCCCUGUUGUACAAGCUUGAGAAUCAAAAGCUUCCAUAUGGUAACACACAUGUAGCAGUAUCUACUGAUGGCAAACAUCUUGUCGCCCUAGCAGAAAAGAACCUUGUGUUUUUCUGGGAUUUGACCAUUGGAGAACUUGAAUGUGAGCUACAAGCUUUUAAUCCAGAUGAAUGCAAACUGAAUACUAUGGGCUUCAAAAGCAGUGACAAUGUGGUGUAUUUUUCAUCAACAUAUCAAAAAUCAGUGCAUCCUUUUAUCAUAGUGAAUAUACAGACAUCAGAGAUUAAGAAAUCUUUGAUUCUUGGGAAAAAUUACCCUGCUGUUGGAAUGGCUGAUUCUCUCAAACAUGCCUUGACUAAUCAGAGGAUAUUUAGUCUUCAUAAAGGUCAUUCUGCAGAUGUCUUCAAUUCAGAGACUGGUCAGCAUGAACACAACUUUGGUAUUUCUGCAGACGACAUGCUUAUAUCCCCAGAAGAAAAGCUUGUAGCAUUUCAUCUGAAAUCCACAACCACUUACGUUACCUACAGUGUUAAGAAUUUGGAUGAACUCCACAGACUUGAAGUGGCUGGUCCACCUCUGUCCCUCUGUCUUUCCCCUACAACUAAUGAGGCCUUUGUUUUGUUGAAAGAUACAGGUCAGGUUCACAUGGUAAACACAAACAAAGAUGAUGGCACUGUUGGUCAGGUCCUCAGUGAAAUCAAGUCACCAGAUGGUCAAAAAAUUCAAGAGGCCAUGAUGUCUUCCAGUGGUAACUUUCUGAUUCUGAGGACAGAUGAGGGAUUUUUCUCCUGGAAUUACAAAUCAAACAAACUUCACAAAGAAUUCAAAAUUCCAAAUGCUCUUAAACCAGAACAUCGAGUUUUAGAUAUGUUUGGAAUUCUACUGCCUGAUGAUAAAACUUUCAUUGUUGGAUAUGAAGGUCAUCUUAUUUUGUGGGAUGUUGCAAAAGGUCGAAUUAAAGCAAGCAUAGAGGCCAGUAAGUCAAAACUAAGCUAUUUAAUCAUCAACAAUGCUAGAAGUCUUGCAGUAACUACCUCAAAAAGGAACAAUUCAGUCCAGGUGUGGAAUCUAAAUGCCAUGGAAACAACUGACUCAAAGUUUCAACCUUUGACAAUGAAGACAAGUCCAAGGUAUAUUGAUGUAUGCAAGACGGGCGAAUUAGCAGUAGUAAGGGGAAACUCUGCUAAUGAUGUGUCCAUUGUGGAUCUGGUUAAUGGGCGAGUCAAGAUGAAUAUAUCUGAAGUGUAUGACAUUAUGCGACCAGUGAUUUCUCCUGAUGGAGCUCAUGCUGUUUUGCGGGAAUAUGAUGGGGAUAGUGUUAUUAAAAUAUGGGACACUGCAACUGGAAAUCUUGUAUGUUCUCUUCCAUUGAGCAGUUUGUUGGUGAAACAUUUCAAAUGUUCUAAUUCCAGAGUAUUGGUGAAAUGUCAGGAUAAAAAUGACUCUACAUUCAGUUUCUGGGACAUCAAAACAGGAGAGAAUCUAUAUUCCUUUAGUAUGGAUUAUGUUAAUAUUGGGGAAAUCAUUCUGGAAAUGACACAUUCCGAUGACGAAAUUUUGGUUUCUAGAAAUCAGAAAGGUGAAGAUGUAGGAGCUUGUGAUCUAUUGCUGAUAAACGUUUGCUCUGGUGAGGAACUUUUCACCUUGCCAGGUGUCAAUCCAUCUAGAAUUCAGCCAGUUGGAGACAGUGGGUACCUGUUUCUAACAGAACAGGUCGAAGGUCAAAUGCAAUAUCUCAUCAUCUUGGACACAAAAACCAGGAAAAUUGUUAAAAAAGAGAAAGUAACCCCAAUGCCCCAGUCGUUUCUGAGUCUUGAUGCUGCAGGGCAUUAUGGGAUUGACAGAGGAUUGAAUUUGUAUGACUUGAAAACGCUAAAACAUAUACAUCAGUUUGAUAUAGAAGAAAAGGAGGUAAUGCAGAAAAAUGUCAAAACCAAAGCCACGGCUCCCAAAAUGAUGCCUAAUGGUCAGGUCGCUGUGUGGUUAAAUAUUCGGGGAGGGUUACUAAAAGUGGGAAGUAUCAAGGACAAAAUAGUCCUGAGCGUGUUUCCCGUACAUAGCAUUCCUAUAAAUUUAGAUGUGUCUGCAAAGGGACUGAUAAUUGUUGGGUGUGAAGAUGGGAGAAUUAUGCUGCUUCAGUUGCCAGACUAUGCUGAAUCCAAGGACAGGCUCACUGUGUUUAUAAGUGAAGUGUCACAGAGAUUAAUCAGACUUUCCAAGGACGUGUACUCUGGUAUGACUAAAAGGAGCAACAAACCUCAAGGACAGCAAAACAAGAAAUCUAGUGUAUGUGCAAUAGCAUAAAGGUUUAAUGAAGUUCAUUAUUGGUAUG
Saccostrea echinata is the source of this 5049-nucleotide messenger RNA. RefSeq names its product NACHT and WD repeat domain-containing protein 2-like. Gene Ontology annotation, molecular function: protein binding. Bases 3 to 5021 code for a protein of 1672 amino acids. The transcript is spliced from 9 exons. Lineage: Eukaryota; Metazoa; Mollusca; Bivalvia; Ostreida; Ostreidae. The record is from RefSeq and is a predicted model, not a curated record.